This is a messenger RNA of Electrophorus electricus (electric eel), 1951 nucleotides long. It is a transcript of the gene prrg4, whose product is annotated as proline rich Gla (G-carboxyglutamic acid) 4 (transmembrane). The record is from RefSeq and is a predicted model, not a curated record. Gene Ontology annotation, cellular component: plasma membrane; extracellular region. Lineage: Eukaryota; Metazoa; Chordata; Actinopteri; Gymnotiformes; Gymnotidae. Gene Ontology annotation, molecular function: calcium ion binding.
UAGGCUAUAUCUACUAACAAACUAACUAACUUAAAAUGUUAAUACAGGUCUAGAUUAAUAUAGGACAGCAAUAUUCAAUUUAUUUGCUAUUUGUUUAAAUAACAAAAAUGCCUAUUCAUAAAGUUGGCUAAUAGAAUCGGAUUUUUAUGCGUUGGUGUUUCUCGUGGUGUUCGAGUGACGCAUUGCUCGAGUUAUCUGGUCUAGAACAGUCCUAGCUUUCCGUGUCGUUUUCUAGGUUAGAAAAAUCAAUUUGUCAGGUCUGCACAGGUGCUUCAUUAUAGCGCAGGUGGUGAGGUCAUGAUUUUUAUGCGGUGAACAGAAACUUACCGGAACACAAAGAUUUCUCGGCUAAAGCGACAAUGCUAAUAAAUGCGUUUAAGGAAUUACCAAACGUCGGAAAGCCAGACCGAAAUUAAAACCUAAACAGAAAUGCUUACAUUGCUACUUGUGCUGUGUAAUCUUGGAUUUUGUGGACAGUGUGCGUUUGCAAGGAACACUGAGAGUUCUGAUCUGGAAGACAAGAAAAAUCCAGUGUUUGCGGAAGGGCAGGAGGCAAGUACUUUCCUAAGACGCCAUCUGUUGUACAACCGAUUCGACUUUGAAAUCUUCACUCCUGGUAAUUUGGAGAGGGAGUGUGUUGAAGAAAUAUGCAACUACGAGGAAGCACGGGAGGUCUUUGAGAAUAUUCCCGAUACAGAUGCUUUCUGGAAGAAGUAUACAGAAGAUCACAAUCAAAAGCCAUCAAAACUUGAUGUGACGGCCAUUUUGGUGGGUGUCAUAGCGGGUGGAAUAGCCAUCAUCAUAGUGGGCAUCCUCAUCUGGUAUUCUUGCCAGAAAAAAUGCAAACAUGAUGGUUUCUCUGGUCCCAUCAGGACCCGGUCUAGGCGUAGUAAUGCCUCAGUGAUCAUCAGGAGGCUGGAGGAGGUCUCUCUGCACCCCAUAUCUCCCCCAGCCUCUUCGCAUGGCAUGGACGCACACGGUCUCCCCACUUAUGAGCAGGCCAUUACUAGGACAGGCCCACACGAUGCUCCGCCACCACCAUAUCCUGGGUCCAGAGGAGGCACCCUUCAGCGAUAACAUAAACAUUAACUGGUUAUAGCAGGCUUGAGUCUAUUCCUAGAUUGAACCAUAAAAUGUAAUAGUAAUAAUAAUUAAUAGUAAUAACUGCCAUUCGUGUGAAUUUCUACAGCACUCAUGGCCACUAAUGUUGUCUUUACAAACUUUACACUAACUGGCAUAUUUUGGCUUCAUUUCUAUUUUUUUUUUCAUAAUAUUUGUUAAUAAUAAUAUUUUUGUACAUUUUCAGUGACUUUAAAGCAGCUAAUUUACCAGAUACUUAUAUUUGUGAAACAGGCUACACUGUAUGACUUUCAAGAAUUACAAUAAGCUUACAAUUUGUUUGAGUGUUUUGAUGAAGGAAAAUAAUUGUAAACAUUUGUCAUGCAUUACUAUGUACAGAGCUCAUUUGCAGCUUGCUAACUCCUGACUUAAUGAUCAAAACCAGAUUUAACUUUUACUGUGAUAGGGGCAGGUUAAUUACGUGGCAGGCUACUAGUAGCAAUGAGAAGGCAUAUACCUCUUUAAUUCACUUUUUUUUUUAAUAUAUAUAAAUUUUAUUUUUUGUCAUUAUUAAAUUCUGCAGAUACUCUGAUAUGUUGGAUCUUGUAAAACUACAGCUAUUAAUGCUGAAUCCGUUUAGAAGAUAUACGUUUCUUUAGGAGAUAUGAUUUGUUUUUAGCUCCAUGGAGUGAGUCAUCUAAACAAUUGUUUUGACAGUCUCUGUGUUUCAGUAUUGGCUCAUAUUUCCAUACGUCGAGGUAGCCAAGUUCAUUAUUUGUUUAUUAUAUGUGAAUUACUUAAUGUAUUUCUUAACAUGAUUAAUUUGUUUGUCUGGCAUUCUUCACGAACAAUUGUGCAUUUCCUUAAAAAUAAAUAAAUAAUAAAUAAACAA